AUGGCUAAAGAUUUGAACGAAACAAGGCGAGAAUUAGCUGAUCUUGUGAAACGUCGUACCGAACUUGCAGAAACACUUAGUGCUCUUGAACAACAAAUUUACAAUUUUGAGGGUUCAUACCUGGAAGAAACGGCCGACUAUGGAAAUGUCGUAAAAGGUUGGGAUCGAUUAACACUCGUUGCACCACCAUCAAAAAAUAGCUUAAAAUUAGAUAAAAAAGGUGCAAGGAAAGGUAUGCGUGAAUCGGAGCGCUUAUUUUCUAGUUCUUCGGUUACCUCACCAGCAUCAUUAAGUCGCAGUGCUAUUCAGCAACCAAUACACGAAGAGAGUCCAAACAAUAGUCCAAGGCCUCUAUCAGGUAGAGAUGUUCCGUCAAAAAGAAGUGGUAGCAAGAAGAAGUCGCCAAAAUGA
Messenger RNA from Brugia malayi, 411 nucleotides. RefSeq names its product sarcoma antigen NY-SAR-91, putative. The coding region runs from base 1 to 411 and encodes 136 amino acids. The transcript is spliced from 3 exons. Lineage: Eukaryota; Metazoa; Nematoda; Chromadorea; Rhabditida; Onchocercidae. The record is from RefSeq and is a predicted model, not a curated record. Gene Ontology annotation, cellular component: NuA4 histone acetyltransferase complex.